AUGGUACUUAAAGUUGGUUCAGGUGAUAUUGAUGAUUUAUCAACAUUAAAUGUUCUUGAUGAAGCAAGUCUUUUACGUGAAUUACGUGCUAGAUAUAAAAAAGGAAUAAUCUAUACAUACAUAGGAGAUGUACUCAUUGCAAUUAAUCCAUUUAAACAAUUAAAUAUUUAUGAAAAACAACAACAUGAUCUUUAUAAAUAUGUUCAAUGUCGACAUCAAUUAGCACCACAUAUUUUUUGGGUUGCUGAUCAAGCUUAUCGAAAACUUUGUUUAGCGAAAAGAUCACAAUGUAUUGCAGUUUCAGGCGAAAGCGGAGCUGGAAAAACUGAAUCGACAAAACUUAUGGUUUCUCAUAUAAUUCAUUGUUCAGGUGAUGCUGGUGAUCGUGAAUUACAAAAUCGAAUAAUUGAAACAUCACCCUUACUUGAAGCAUUUGGAAAUGCUCAAACAUGUAUGAAUCAAAAUUCAAGUCGUUUUGGAAAAUAUCUUCAAUUAAAUUUUACGGAUGCAGGUCGCAUUAUUGGUGCGAAAGUUUAUCAUUAUUUACUUGAAAAAUCUCGUGUUGUUCAACAUGGUCCUGGCGAACGAACAUUUCAUUUUUUCUAUUAUCUAUUUGCUGGUCUCGAAAAAGAAACUUUAGAAUAUUUUUAUUUGGAUGAUCCAGAAACUUAUCGAAUUUUAAAAGAUCCAUGUGGUGGAAAAGUAUUUCCAAGUCGAUCGGAUUUUAAACAUUGUCGACAAAUGUUUAAUACACAAAAAGAAAUAAUGCGAAGAGUGGGAUUUACUGAUGAUGAUAUAAAUAUGGUAUUUACUAUUCUUUCAGCAAUUCUUCAUUUAACAAAUAUUCACUUUUCACAUGAUGAUGAAACUGAUGGAGUUUAUAUUGAAGAUGAAUAUCCAUUAGAAGUUGUUUGCACCUUACUGGCACUUGAUCAAGAAAUUCUUACCAUGGCUCUUAUUUCAACAUUUAGUAUAACUAAAGGUGAACGUGUUAUUAGUUUAAAAAAUUUUGAUCAAGCUAAUGAUUGUCGUGAUGCUCUUGCUAAAGCUUUAUAUGAACGUUUAUUUUCAUGGAUUGUUAAACAAACAAAUACACUGUUACAACCAAAUCGACGACAUAAUCAUACAGAUAAUAAUGUUUAUCGUACAUGUUCAAUCUUAGAUAUGUCUGGUUUUGAAAAUUUUCAAGUUAAUAGUUUUGAACAAUUAUGUAUCAAUGUUGCAAAUGAACAUCUACAGUAUUAUUUUAAUGAACAUAUUUUUUUACAAGAAGAACAAGAUUAUGGAACAGAAGGUGUAUCAUGGGAAAAAGUUGAAUUUCAAAAUAAUGAAGAUUUAAUUGAAUUAUUUAUGGGAACAUUAGGUAUAUUUGCAUUACUUGAUGAAGAAUCUCGUUUUCCAAAAGCAAAUGAUGAAUCAUUGGUACAAAAAUUUCAUAGUCAUUGUAAAAAUCAUCCAAGAUAUAUAAGACCAAGAGGCAAUGAAACAGCUUUUGGAAUCCAUCAUUAUGCUGGAAAAGUUGUUUAUGAUGCUCGUGGAUUUUUAGAAAAAAAUCGAGAUAAUCUUAGUGCAAAUUUAAUUGAAUGUAUGGAAAAAAGUGGAAUUGAAUUAAUUGGUUAUUUGUUUACUAUUAAUGAUGAUACAACUAGCAUAUCAGAUACUGUUCUAUCGUCUAUUUCACCAUUUGGAAUGGUAAAUAAGCCUAAAACAACUUCAUUUCAUCCAACUCGUCGUCCAAAAUCUUUUGAUACUGAAUAUACAAAAGAAAAUUUAAGUCAAAAAGCUGCUAAAUCUCUUCGACAAGAAUCACGACCAUAUAAAACGAAUACAGUUCAAAAAGAACGUUUUAGUCAACAUACAGUUGCUGUUCAUUUUAAAGUAAACAUUUCUUAA
Messenger RNA from Rotaria sp. Silwood2, 1893 nucleotides. The record is from the annotation of a GenBank genome assembly. Lineage: Eukaryota; Metazoa; Rotifera; Eurotatoria; Philodinida; Philodinidae.